Messenger RNA from Lodderomyces theae, 729 nucleotides. RefSeq names its product bifunctional precorrin-2 dehydrogenase/sirohydrochlorin ferrochelatase (gene MET8). NCBI's taxonomy places the organism in Eukaryota, Fungi, Ascomycota, Pichiomycetes, Serinales, Debaryomycetaceae. The transcript has 2 exons. The record is from RefSeq and is a predicted model, not a curated record. Gene Ontology annotation, biological process: siroheme biosynthetic process. Gene Ontology annotation, molecular function: precorrin-2 dehydrogenase activity; protoporphyrin ferrochelatase activity. Bases 1 to 729 code for a protein of 242 amino acids.
AUGCGUCAACACGUUGCAUGGGGCAAAAUGACGGAAAGAAAGGGUUCACUACUUUUGGCGUGGCAAGUCAAAGACAAACAUUGUCUUGUGGUUGGAGCGGGUGAGGUUGCCCUUUCUAGAAUACAUCACUUGCUCAUAGCUCAGGCUAAAGUAACUGUGGUCACUGGUAUCACCAAAGAUGUGCAUCCCGAGAUUCUCGCUCUACACACACAAGGUAGGCUCCACAACUUGGUUUUACGAAAUUACGAAAGCGAGGAUUUGAGAAUGUACGAGGUGGGAUCUUUGGAGUUGGACUAUACCAAGAUUUCCCCUCAAGAUUACGAAGAGAUUGCGAAUAUUGCGAAUGAGUCAUUUGCUUGUGUGUGCUGUUGCAUCGACGACUACGAUUUGAGUACCAAGAUAUACUAUCAGUGCAAGGCGCUUCGGUUGCCUGUUAACAUAGCAGACAAACCUCCGUUAUGUGACUUUUAUUUCGGAAGCAUGAUCAACAAGGACAAUUUGCAGAUUAUGAUCAGCACAAAUGGGAAAUCUCCUAGACUAUCGAAACUUAUAAAAGACAAUAUUGCUAAACAGUUUGAAGGGGUCGAUGUUAACAACGCUAUUGAUAAUUUGGGGUUGAUUAGAUCGAGGCUACGAGAAUUGAUCUUGAUAGAUGACGAUUUGUGGGGAGCAAACAAAAGUGGACAAGAUUGUCAACUGUUUCCCAAAGUACCCUCCGCGCGACUUUGA